This is a messenger RNA of Sinocyclocheilus rhinocerous, 1486 nucleotides long. Its product is annotated as zinc finger protein RFP-like. The annotation marks the transcript as partial. The transcript is spliced from 6 exons. The record is from RefSeq and is a predicted model, not a curated record. Gene Ontology annotation, molecular function: zinc ion binding; protein binding. Lineage: Eukaryota; Metazoa; Chordata; Actinopteri; Cypriniformes; Cyprinidae.
UCUGACAACACGAUCCAGUUUGUGCAAUAUUUUGGCCUCAGAAAAUCUGAAGUUCUCUGUGAUGUCUGUGAAGAAACAAAGAUGAAAGCCCUGAAGUCCUGUCUGGUGUGUCAGACCUCUUACUGUGAAACUCACCUGGAGCCUCAUCAGAAACUGCAUUUAAACAAACACAAACUGAUGGACCCUGUGGAGAAUAUAAAGGACUAUAUAUGCCAGAAACACGAGAGACCUCUAGAGCUGUUCUGUAGAGAUGAUCAGACGUAUGUGUGUGUGUUUUGCACUGAUGGAGACCACAAGACUCACAACACUGUUCAUCUAGAGGAGGAGAGUAAAGAGAAAAAGACUCGUAUGAUGAAGACAAAGAAAGACGUGCAGCAGAUGAUCCGGGACAGAAUCAAGAAGAUUCAAGACAUCAAACACUCAGCAGAACUCAGAAAAAAAAGCACUGAGCAGGAGAAAGCAGCCAGUGUUGAGCUCUUCAGCGAUCUGAUCCGCUCCAUUGAGAGAUGUCAGGCUGAGCUGCUGGAGAUGAUGGAGGAGAAGCAGAGAGCAGCAGAGACACAGGAGGAAACACUUAUUCAAGAGCUGCAGCAGGAACUCUCUGAGCUCAAGAUGAGAAACACUGAGCUGGAGCAUCUCUUACACACUGAGGAUCACCUGCACCUCCUACAGAUUGAUCCAUCCCUGUGCAGUCCUCCACACACCAGGAACUGGCCUGAGAUCAGUAUGAACACUGAUGUGAGUGUGGAGACUCUGAGGAGAGCUCUGACUCAACUGCAGGAAACUCUAGACGAGAAACUCAAUGAAUCUGUGUUGAGGGUGAUGCAGCAUUUUACAGUGGAUGUGACUCUGGAUCCUGAUACAGCUCAUCCAUAUCUCAUCCUGUCUGAUGAUGGGAAACAAGUGAGACAUGGAGACAUUAAACAGAAGCUCCCAAACAACCCGGAGAGGUUUGAUCACUAUCCUGGUAUCCUGGGAAAAGAGGGAUUCUCCUCUGGGAGAUUUUAUUUUGAGGUUCAAGUGAAGGGAAAGACUGUCUGGAAUUUAGGAGUGGCCAGAGAAUCUAUUAACAGGAAGGGACUGAUCACAAUGUGUCCUCAGAAUGGAUUCUGGACUGUGGCACUGAGGAAUGGGAAUGAAUAUUGGGCUUGUGCUGGCCCAUCUGUCUCUCUGUCUCUGAGAGCGAAGCCGAAGAAGGUGGGGUUUUUUGUGGAUUAUGAGGAGGGUCUGGUCUCCUUCUAUGAUGUGGAGUCCAGAUCUCAUAUCUGCUCUUUCACGGGUCAGUCUUUCACUGAGAAACUAUAUCUAUAUUUUUGUCUGUUUAGUAAAGGUGAUAAAGACCAAAACUCUCCCCCAGUAAUCAUCUCACCUGCUAUUUACACUUAAAAGAGGUUACAUUUCUUUAAGAAGCCAUUGUGUUGAUGAUAUUCUUGUGCCUAGAAAUUAUAAGGUUAUGUAUCACAUAAUUAUGCACUUUUGUUGUCCA